Messenger RNA from Gymnogyps californianus (California condor), 786 nucleotides. Its product is annotated as C-type lectin domain family 5 member A-like. The transcript has 8 exons. The record is from RefSeq and is a predicted model, not a curated record. Bases 1 to 786 code for a protein of 261 amino acids. Lineage: Eukaryota; Metazoa; Chordata; Aves; Accipitriformes; Cathartidae.
AUGUCAGAAAAUCUCAUUUACGUUGAUUUGAACUUGGCUGAAUCAACCAGGCCCAGGCUACAGAAGGUCACUGAUGCCCAAGGUUCUAUAUAUGCAGAAGUGAAAGUGCAGUCCCUAGACACAAAUGCUGCAGCUAGCUACACAUCACCCGGUAAAAGCUGUUGCUCCAGAACAUGUGUCACUGUAUUGGUUGCUGUGAUAAUCCUCCUACUGGUCUUAGUGGUGUGUCUGAUACUCCUGUACCAUCCAACUGCAAGCAGCCCACCUGACUCAAAAACAUUCUCCACCACCUAUGAAAAGGCACUAGUGACUCUUGGUCUGGUAUUAUCUACAGAGACUGGCAGGGAUCCCUGGUGGUCUGGUGAAAAUUAUAAGCAGGACCGCACAGGCUGCCCCCAACACUGGAAAAAAAAUGGGGAAAAAUGCUACUUCUUUUCUCAAAUGCAGAAAAAAGAUGACUGGAAUGCCUCCCGUAAAGAAUGUACUGACAUGAAUUCAGACCUGGUGAUCAUUGACAACAAGGAAGAACUGGAUUAUCUUAUUUCACAAUCAAAGAAUCAUUACUAUUUACUUGGUCUGAGGUACUCUAACAGUGAGAAGAAGUGGAAGUGGAUUAACAAGGUGGAACAUAGCACAGACAUAUUUCCUAUAGGAGGAGACUUUACUGACUAUUUCUGCACUGUCAUCGGAUAUGGCAAAGUAGAAACUGCACCUUGCAGUGGAUCCUCAACAACACAAACUAUGUGUGAAAAAGCUGCAAAUAUUUCAGAAAGGCAGGAGAGCUAA